Messenger RNA from Lytechinus variegatus (green sea urchin), 2218 nucleotides. RefSeq names its product pyruvate dehydrogenase protein X component-like. The coding region runs from base 25 to 1467 and encodes 480 amino acids. The transcript is spliced from 10 exons. Gene Ontology annotation, cellular component: pyruvate dehydrogenase complex; mitochondrion. Gene Ontology annotation, molecular function: acyltransferase activity. The record is from RefSeq and is a predicted model, not a curated record. Gene Ontology annotation, biological process: pyruvate decarboxylation to acetyl-CoA. NCBI's taxonomy places the organism in Eukaryota, Metazoa, Echinodermata, Echinoidea, Temnopleuroida, Toxopneustidae.
CUCCAAGCUGUGCUAGAAUUUAAGAUGGCGAGUGUUGGAGCCUCCGCACUGCGGAGCGGUUUAUCGAGACGAAUAGGCGCAAUAUUGUCUUCAAAUCUUCGUACAAGGGUUGCCACAAGUUAUUGUGAUAAGAGGAAUGUUUCUUUGACAUCACAAUGUUUUGGUGUGACGCCCAUCCAGCUCACCAUGCCUGCUCUAUCACCAACUAUGACAGAGGGUACUAUUGUGUCCUGGCUCAAAUCAGAAGGGGAUCCAAUAGCAGCAGGAGAUGGUAUAUGUGAGAUAGAAACAGAUAAAGCUACCGUCAUCAUGGACGCAGAUGAUGAUGGCAUCAUGGCUAAAAUCUUGGUCCUGGAGGGAAGCAAGAACAUCCCCAUAACCUCCCUUAUAGCGCUCAUGGUUCCAGAGGGAGAGGACUACAAGGAUGUGGAUAUACCAGCGCAGACCGCACCCGCUUCCACCCCCGCCGGGGAUUCCCCCAAACAAUCCGAGGAAGGUGUCUCGGAGAGUGCGGAGUUCACUAGCAUGAGGCAUGCAGUCACGAAAUCUGGAGAAGGAUUAUCUCCAGCUGUUAGAGCGUUGAUUGAGCAACACCAAAUUGAUCCUUCAUUAAUCACACCUACUGGCCCACAUGGAAGACUUCUCAAAGGAGAUGUGCUUAAAUUCAUAGAAUCAGGUGGGGCAGCUGCCGCACCCCAGCCUGCAGCGGUUCCACCUCCUUCACCGGCCAUGCCUGCUGUGCAACCGCCCCCUGUCGCCGAGAGGGUUGCGCCACCUUCUUAUACACGGACAGAGGGAAUGUUUUCAGAAGUAGAGCUGACAGGUAUGAGGAAAACUAUCGCAAAGAGGCUCACAGAAUCAAAGACCACCAUACCCCAUUCAUACUCUAUGGUAGACUGUGAGUUGACUGAGAUUGUAAGACUACGCAAGCAACUCAAGAAAGAUAAUAUCAAGGUUUCUGUCAAUGAUUUCAUCAUUAAAGCUGCUGCUGUUGCACUGAAGCAAGUACCUGAAGUCAAUGUUAGUUGGAAUGGACAACAAGCCACGCCCCUUACUAGCAUUGAUAUCUCUGUCGCCGUAGCAACAGAUGGAGGUCUGAUCACGCCCAUCGUGAAGAGCGCCGAUGCUAAGGGUCUCGUUGAGAUUUCUGCAAAUGUCAAGGAUCUAGCAACAAGAGCUCGUGCAAACAAACUGAAGUUAGAUGAAUUUCAAGGAGGAUCUUUUAGUAUUUCAAAUCUUGGAAUGUUCGGCAUUUCCGAGUUCAGCGCGGUCAUUAACCCUCCCCAGUCCUGCAUCAUGGCCAUUGGGACGUCCAAGCUGGCCAUCGGGAAAGACCGCAAACCUUUCACCUACAUGACCGUCACCAUGUCCAGCGAUGCACGCGUCGUAGAUGGCGCCCUAGCUGCCAGGUUCUUAGAGAAAUUCAAGCAAAAUAUUGAGAGUCCAAUAAGGCUCGGGUUGUUGUGAGACUGAGAUGAUAUAUAUGUAUAUUUAUAUAAGAUGAAAAAUAUGUUAUAGUCUGGGUACUUUGUUGAAAAUUCUUCAAGGGACUGUUUCAGAGAGAGUUGCAAUCAAAUGCUACAAAUCUAAAUUGCAACUUUCAACCAAUGAAAUUGGAGUACUUGGGACUUGUGCUUGAAUUUCGAGGUGUGUUUGAAUGCAACUCUUUCUGCAACGAGCCCCAGUGCAAGUUCAGGCCCAAACAGCAAGUAUUUUGAAUAAUUGCUUUUAUCAUAUCCAUUUACAUUGACUUAUGGGGUGGUACAGGUAACUGUACUGGUAACAGGUAAAUGUAUUUGGGUUCCCUAAAUCAAUCAUAUAUCUGCAAUUGCAAGAAAUUAGUUAAGCAGAGUCAAAACAAAGACUAAAAAGUGGGUUAUUCUCCACUCUACUAGGAUGCCCUGCUUGAGAAAGGGUAUGGAUUAUAAUUGCCAAAUAUGCCGGAAGGGCAGCUCACCUUAAUUUAAUCUGUUGAUGCUUGCGUGACAAUGCCUGGUCAUCGAUCACUGUUUAACCACUCCUCUAUCUCUCGUCAGAUGCAUGUAAGAUUUUUUUACAGGCAUGUAUGAUAAAAAAUUAGGACGUGGUUUGUGUGAGGAUGGUAAAGAACCAAAAUGUUGAAUUUAGAAUGACUUUCAUACAGGAUCAAAGACAGUAGUGAAUAUUCUACUUUUAAAGGGGAAGUUCACCCUUAAGAAAACUUUGUUGUAAAAAUAGC